AAUCACACUCUAAACCUUAGUUUAAAGUGUCAAGUGAAAUGCUGGUUAAAUUUUGGACUCUAAUUGUUUAUUUUACAGUCUCCAUUUUUUAAUUAACACUUAUCGAUGUCCUCUUUCAGGCACGCACAAAAUGUGGCCUUUGAAAAGUCCGAUUUGUUCUUCGUCUGCCUAUUAAGGCCCCUGUCAAAACAUAUCAAGGUUGAUGAUCUAGAAAUUAAGGCUGCUAAGUGGAUGCCUCUAGCUGAGUUUGUGGAGCAGCCCCUAAUACAAGGUGAUGACAUGUUCAAGAAAAUAAUUGACAUUUUUAUCGCUCGACUAGGGAAGCGUUACUGCGGAUUGUCUGUCCAUCAACUGGUUUCCAAAUUUGAUGACAAACUUUCCACAUUGUACUUCAACACAGUUGAUGAUCCAGAUUUGAACUGUGAAGCUAGUUAGCAUCACAAUCAGCAUAGAUAUUACACUUCACCACUCACAAUGACUAACAUCAGUUAGUCGUAUAUGUAAUCUGCUGUAAUCUGC
This is a messenger RNA of Nicotiana tabacum (common tobacco), 519 nucleotides long. Lineage: Eukaryota; Viridiplantae; Streptophyta; Magnoliopsida; Solanales; Solanaceae. The record is from RefSeq and is a predicted model, not a curated record.